This is a messenger RNA of Radiomyces spectabilis, 366 nucleotides long. RefSeq names its product concanavalin A-like lectin/glucanase domain-containing protein. The record is from RefSeq and is a predicted model, not a curated record. Gene Ontology annotation, molecular function: protein binding. The annotation marks the transcript as partial. NCBI's taxonomy places the organism in Eukaryota, Fungi, Mucoromycota, Mucoromycetes, Mucorales, Radiomycetaceae. The transcript has a single exon.
UAUUUUGAAGUCAAGGUUCAUGCCAUGGCUCAGGAAGUGGUCCUUGCGAUUGGAUUAACCACCCGACCUUACCCUUUAUUCCGUAUGCCAGGAUGGAACAAGUUCUCCGUAGCCUAUCACAGCGACGAUGGACGCAAAUUUUGUGAUGACCCCACGGGUGGGCAAGAGUACGGUCCAAGUUGGGGCGUCGGUGACAUCGUCGGCUGCGGUUAUCAACCUGAAACGGGCAACAUUUUCUUCACUCUCAACGGUCGGAUGAUCGAUCAAGCUUUUGUAGGACUCGAACGACACCAUUAUUUUGCCAGCUUUGGCGCCGAUGGGUUUGCACAAGUCAGUAUCAAUUUCGGCCAACGUCCCUUCCUUUUC